Trichoderma asperellum CBS 433.97 is the source of this 426-nucleotide messenger RNA. The record is from RefSeq and is a predicted model, not a curated record. NCBI's taxonomy places the organism in Eukaryota, Fungi, Ascomycota, Sordariomycetes, Hypocreales, Hypocreaceae.
AUGCAGGAGAGGCUCGAUGCUCCGGCCAGUCAUUUGAGCCGCUCUAAGGGGCAGCGGAAUGGGCGAUUCAACCGCCUCAGGUACCCGGUCCUGCUAUGCGCAGCGCCCGUUGACGAUGCGUCACUCGAAAUCCAGGGCAGAACCAUCCACCAAAGAGUGCAUGUGGCCCGUACGGAGAAUGCAGGCGAAGCUUCCGAGGGGCCCGAGCAAACGGCACGGUCUCGAUCCAGCCGGGCAGACGCCAAUUUUUUGGUCUCCAUACACGCCCGACGAUCCGCACUCGUCCUUGUGCCUGAUCCCACCCGACUCACCAUCAGCUCAGUGCUGUCAAAUAUCCGCGCCCAUGUCGACGUCGCCGACGAGCUCAUUAUUCUCGGGCAGAGCGCCAGUCAAGACCAGAAGCGAACCAGGCCCCUGGCUCGCUAG